This is a messenger RNA of Rhopilema esculentum, 5336 nucleotides long. Its product is annotated as beta-1,3-galactosyltransferase 6. Gene Ontology annotation, cellular component: Golgi membrane. NCBI's taxonomy places the organism in Eukaryota, Metazoa, Cnidaria, Scyphozoa, Rhizostomeae, Rhizostomatidae. Gene Ontology annotation, molecular function: galactosylxylosylprotein 3-beta-galactosyltransferase activity. The record is from RefSeq and is a predicted model, not a curated record. Gene Ontology annotation, biological process: protein O-linked glycosylation; glycosaminoglycan biosynthetic process.
UUCAGCAAAGGCUCUCAUAAUCUACUGGUCAUAUAUCUUUAAAAUAAAACUAGCACUGGAAAUCCUUGGCAAAAACAGUUUAUUUGGACCGCUAACUUUUUUCCUGCCAUUUUGCAAUGAUAUGGCGUGAUAUGGCCAUGGUAGAGCGAGCAGAAGCCGCUACUCUUGAAACUGAUUAGAUUCUUUCAAAAAAGACCUCCCUCCUAUGCUUGUCGCGACACUUAUUGUGACGCAUUCAUCUGGCGGCCUCAAACAAAUACUACAGCCACAGCCCUGAAAUUUUGCUAUUAGGUUUGUGAAUCCUAAUAGCAACUUUCAUAUCCACCUUUGUUUGUGUCUCCUUGUGUGACGUAAAGUGGCCAAUCAUGCUGUUGUGAAAGACCCAAUAUAUGCGGACUUGCUAUUAGCCGGGUCACUUCUAAUAGCAAGAUUCCCCAGUUCACUCUUCCGUGCAUGUGGUAUAUUGCGUUUAAAAUAAAUCAUAUGGCCGUUUCUAGUUUACGUUGGGUGUUUUAACGACAUACUGACAGACAAUCCUUUCUUCACAACAACAAUAAACACACCAAAAGCGACUUCGUUUAAACAUUUGAAAGAUAGCGCUCUCUUAUUAUUUUGGUGAAGCGAUAUGUAGUUUAUUCUCAGGCUGUUACGUUAGUUUCAUCGAAAAUCCAAAUCUGCACUUGAAUUGAAUUGAAAAAUAUGGUGCUUUGGUUUUUUAUGUUAACAAUGAGCAUUUAUCAGAAAUAUUUGAGUAUUUCAAUGUACGAUACUUGCCGAUAUGAUUUUGCUAUUAAAAGAGGGCCGUUAAUAGCAACAAAAAAGAGGCUACGGCUACGGACAGAGAGCCUUUUCAUCGUAAGCUGAUGAUAUUCAUCUGCGGCCCGCAGGCCGUCGAAGCCAAAGCCUACAGUCGUAAUUGGAAGACUGAAUUUGUAGACAUGACUUCGGAACUGAAGAUAUAUUCCAAUAAAGGUUGUUUUAGUAGAAAUUUGAAAGAAUGUCUCUGAAUUUUAUUUAGAACUAAGAAACGUGCUGCAACUUUACAAUAUUUUUAGGAUUAGUAUCAAAUUCAAAAUUAUAAGUCUGACAAGUCUGACAAUGGGCCUGAUUGCUCUAGAGAUCAAAUAACCUCCGACCGUGGCCAUAGCCCUCCCCUCCCUGAUUUUUUUUACUUUUCUCUUUAUGACUAUGAGAAAAAGAGCGUUACAAUAGAAAAUGGCAAGGUGUUUUCGACUUGCGGCCAAGAAAAUCAAGAUGUAACGAUGAGGUAGAGCAUAGAAAAAGACAGUGCAAUAUUGAAAACAACCAUUGAAGAGGGUGUGGUUGGAAGUAAAAAACAGCGGCAGCCACGCCCUGAUACCACGAUUUUCUCUAAUAGCAGUUUAAAAUCUCUCCCAGCCGCCCCUGCAUUGAAUAGUAACAUUUUCUACAGGCAAGCAGCAUUGAUCGGGCUACCUCAACAGGGAACCUUUUUCAGAGUAAUCAACCAAUUGCUAACUUCAAGUUGCACAUUGUUCAAUGACAAUUUAUUGUGAUUUUAUUUUCUGAAAGUUCCACCUAAGUUGUAAGUUUGUCUCUUGUUGAUGUAAUGAUGAUGCAAUGGAAAAGGAAAGAUCUAGACUUGGGAAGAAGUCAGCAUGAUAUAGAUAUGUGAAUGUGUAAACAAUGGUAAAGGGAAUGUCCUGUGCUAGGUGAGGCCGUGAAUGACGUAAGUUGAUGUCAUGGUGAUGGCAUGAUCGAGGAAGGAGAAAUGUGGCCUAUUUGACAAUAUUAAAAUCACUACAAGUAAAGAAAAUUUAGAUCAUUGACAGACAAGAUACUGUAAGUUACAAUGAGAAAGUCUAGAGAAGAGUAGCAUUGCUUAAGCAGAAAUCUAAGGCUAAGGCAGCACCCAUGCAUGGUCAAAAGGAAACAACCGCCGCCAUGAUUGGCCACACGGACACACAAAUUUGGUCAAAAAAGACAUUUUUCGCUUUUCUAAUUGCACUGCAGAUUUCUAUUAUACUUUUCAUCCAACUGAGAGUUAGCAGCAAAUAUAAAGACAAUGCUGGAAAUUUUUAUCGAGAGCCAAAGUACUCUUCGCUCUGUAAAAACCAUUCUCAAUCAAAAACGCUGUCCAGUUGCAAAAGCCCGGAACGACUUUUUCGAUUCCUGGAUGAGCAUCCUAUUUAUUCCACGUUCAAGAUACCAAAUCCGAAAUCAAAAACUGACGUCAACUUGCUGAUUAUUGUGUCAUCUGCUCCCCUACGAAUUGACCGAAGAUCGGGCAUUAGAGAUACGUGGUGGAGGUUUUGCAAGAGCAGUCCCAGGAUAACAGUCAAGUGUAUCUUCAUGACCGAUAGUCCAAAUCCGUCGACGGAAGUGGGCAAGAAUUUGCUCGAGGAAAAGGAGACCUACCAGGAUCUUGCGUUUCAAACACUGCACGGCGGAGUUGAAUUUGGAAAAAGGUUCCUGUACCACAUGCUGUGGGCAAAGAAGAAUUACAAUUUUGAUUAUUUCAUGAGAAUGGAUGAUGAUUACUUCUUUUGUUUAGAUAGGUUCUUACUUGAAAUCCCAAUGCCAGUGAGAAAAUUAUAUCACUGGGGAUUUGUUCAUUGCCUACCGAGAAUUGUUAGACCAGAAGAAAGUAUUAUUCUUCUUUCACAUGAUCUUGUCGAAAAAUUUCUAGACCAAGAUUCGAACUGCAUGAUGGGGCAUCCAUGGGCUGACCAAAUGAUUGCAACAUGGGUCCAAGACCUUAACUUGUCAGCUCUUUAUAAUCACGAUAAACGACUUCACCACAGUCCUGUGCUGAAACACUUGAAGAAUAUUCCUAAAAUGUUCAAAGAUGUUUGUAACAAUUUCAUAGGGGUGCAUGGAAGCUAUCCUAAGUACAUGAGGUUACUUUGGACGCUGAGAAGAAAGAAUAAAAAACACGUUGGAAGUUUAGACAAGUAUUCGGUUAAGUGCAAUUUCCCGCAAGUGUUUGAUUGGAGAGAGUUUUCUAACAUUUGGAAAUACGAACCUAAAAGGUUGAUUGACAACCCUACUUGGGACACAAGCAAACAAAAUGGCAACAAAGCUGAAUAUGGUGGGAGGCAGGAAGAUCAAGGGUAGUUUGAGGACAUAACAUGAAAGUUCAAACGUGCAUUACAAUUAUUAACUCCGUUACAAAAAGCUUUUUAACUAUGUCAAUUUGUAAAUAAACUCAACGUACCAAUGCCACACAAGUUUAGAAAUGCCGUUGGUCUAGAAUUUUCGAUGAGGGAUUGUAUGGCUAAGACAUUACAUAUUUCCUUUCAAGCCCUCUGUAAACCACCAACUCCUAGGUAUCUUAGCUGUAGAUGUUAGAAAAAUAGCUUUUAGAUCAUAUACGCAAUUUGCUAACAGAUUUUGUUUCCACAGUAUUUUGAAAAUAGCUUCGGUAGAGCGUAGACGUGAAUGAAACUCCAUAUCGUCGAUUUUAUCUUUAAAUAUAUACAAAACGUGACUAUAUACAACUUUAACGUAAACGUAACUUGUUAGCCCAUCAUAAACUUGUAGCGUGACUUUAUCGUACCUUCACUUCUUCAAAAAACUUAACCUUAAAAUAUAGGGCGUGAACACAACACGUAAUGUUAAGUUUUUUGAAGUAGUGUAGUUAUGAUAAAGUCACGCUACAAGUUUAUUGCUGACAAUAGUCUAUUGCAAUUUUUUUAGGAAACCUUUAAAAAACCGAGCCCUAAGAUGACAAAAAACUAAGAAUGACAAUAUUACUGAUAAAGCCCACCAAAGGGGGCAGGUUGUCCACGUUUCCGAGCUGAGAAGGGCCCAAAAUGUUAUGAAAAAGCGCCUAACAAUAACAGUAACAAUAACCAUCAAAGUGUUAAUUAUGUCGUCACAGGCGUCAUCUUUCUUUUUGCCCUAGGCCCCAGAAAGCUCUCAGCGGGCUCUUGUAAAGAUGAGUUAGCAAGGAUUAUUUUCAAUAAACCACCUAUUUUAUGAUGUUAUGUCUUACGACACGUUUUAAGUUUUUGUGUUUCUGAAACGUAACAUGUAUGUUGGAAGCGUAACAUCCAACUGAAGUAUGGUUUUAAAUACUUUUUAUUUUAGAACCUUUACGUAGUUAUAGGAAGCACUAAAAAGGACAAUUUAAGCAAUUUAAGAAAUGUGCAUUUCAUUUACUGAGUUCAUUAUUUAUCUAAAUUUUUAUGCUCGUACAAAGAAAUUAUACAAUGGGGCUUGCCGUUCUUGGAUGUAUCGUUUUGAAGUUCUCGUUCCCUUGGUAUUUUAACAGGUUAUGAAAUAAUCUUGAUUUGUUAACUUUAAAUUUAGACGAAACUCUGUUUGGCUCUGCCUUGUUUACAGAUUGUGGAAUUUAGUUUCAAGUGUAUUCAUUUUCAGAACGUGGAAAUUUCGAAGAAAAAAUGCUUCUGAUCAGUGCAGGCUCGUGCCCAAAAAUUUAGUGUUUUUUAUUUUAAUGAACACUAUGAUAUUUUAUCUACAUAGAUAAAUAUGUGUGAAUUUUUUUUGCCAAAAACGUCAAGAACACGGGUCAUAUCAUUUUGGUCAACCUACUUGCUGCAUUCUUCCUUCAAAGGGCAACAAGCCUUAAGAAGCCAUCUCGGCUAUCUGGCUUUCACCAAACAACCCAUUCUAAAGCCCCGGCCAAACGACUCGAUUUUUCACUCGAUUUUUUUGGCGGUUCCUGCAUUAAACGAACGAACAUGGUCUCAUUUCGCUUGCGUUCGUCAAGAGAUUGUGAAAGGAUAUUUGCACGUUAGAUAAACACGGCAACCGAUUUGCGUCUCUUUGCCUUCAUUUUGUUGGCGUGAGUGAAAAGUCGAGUGAAAAAUCGAGCGAAAGAUCGAAUCGUUUGGCCACCCAUGCUCGGCUGCGCUCGAUUUUGAGAUCAAAUGUCGAGAGAAAAAUCGAGCGAAAAAUCGAAUCGUUUGGCCAAGGCUUAAUUUGUUUGUAAAAUCCCAAAAAUGUGCAAAAGUGUUUCUCACCCAUUCUCCACACGCCGCGUGACGACAUCUUCAAGACCAUCAAUCCUCCAAAUGUUCUCCUCCAAGAGGAUCUUUUAACAUAACAACUAGAGAGGAAUUCCCCCACCAGGCCCUUAAAUUUUCCCUGAAGCUGGCCCAUGAUCCCCCACUAGCAAGUGCCCUUUUGUUGAAAAUUGUUUAAAAAACAAGUUUGACGUGUCUCCAGCUACUGCUUAUCAUGCUGUUGUCGUUUUAUGUAUGUGUCAAAUUAUGUGUAUAACAUCUCUUGUCUCAUCGCAAAUCUAAUGUAAAUCUCUGACUUUGUUUGAUUUUCUUGCAAUUCACCAAAGCGAGGUAAUGAAAUUCGCGACGGAAAAAUUCUAAAUCGAA